This is a messenger RNA of Sorex fumeus (smoky shrew), 2499 nucleotides long. It is a transcript of the gene TLR10, whose product is annotated as toll like receptor 10. Lineage: Eukaryota; Metazoa; Chordata; Mammalia; Eulipotyphla; Soricidae. Gene Ontology annotation, cellular component: membrane. Gene Ontology annotation, molecular function: lipopeptide binding; Toll-like receptor 2 binding; transmembrane signaling receptor activity. Gene Ontology annotation, biological process: immune response; cellular response to bacterial lipopeptide; inflammatory response. Bases 22 to 2499 code for a protein of 825 amino acids. The record is from RefSeq and is a predicted model, not a curated record. The transcript has a single exon.
GUUAAAAUCCUUGCAAGGACCAUGAAGCCUAGCAGAAGCAUUUAUGUAUUUUGCAGCAUUGUUCUCUCUGCACCAGGCUGGGCUUGGGAGCUGCCACAGGAGAAAGAAUGGAUGACCAACUGCUCUCACAUGCUUCUGAAGACAGUUCCUGCAGACCUGAGCUCCUCCACAACCACUCUGGACUUAUCCCACAACCUCCUGGUCCAGCUCCAGAGUUCUGAUUUCCAUUCCAUGUCUCAAUUGCAAGUCUUGAUCCUGUGCCAUAACAGAAUCCGACAGCUGGAUGUCAGGGUGUUUGAAUUCAACAAGGAAUUAAGCUAUUUGGAUUUGUCUCACAAUCAACUGAAGAUUGUAACGUGGUACUGCCUGGGAAGUCUCCGGCAUUUAGAUCUUUCUUUCAAUGACUUCGACACACUGCCUGUGGGUGAGGAACUGGGCAACAUGUUACAUCUGGAGGUCCUGGGUCUUAGUGGGGCUAAAAUACAAAAGUCGGCUUUCCAGAAAAUUGCCCAUCUGCAUCUGCAAACCGUCUUGUUGGGACUGAAAGUGUUUUCUCACUAUGAGGAAGGCAGCCUGACUGUCUUAAACACAACAAAACUUCACAUUAUUUUAUCAAGGAACACAAAUUUCUGGGUUCUUCUGCGUGAUGGAAUCAAGACUUCAAAAAUAUUAGAAAUAACCAAUAUAGACAGCAGAAGUCAACUCGCAUGUUAUGAAAUUCAGCAAAACCUUAAUUUUGAGACUUCCAAAACAGCGCUCCUGUUACUUAAUAAACUUGAUUUAGCUUGGGAUGACCUUUUCCUCAUCUUCCAAUUUGUCUGGCAUACCUCAGUGGAACACAUCCAGAUCCAAAAUGUGACUUUGGGGGGUAAGGUCUCUCGUGACCACAGUUCAUUUGACUACUCAGCUUCCGUAGUGAGAAGUGUAAAAUUGGAGCAUGUAAAUGUCAGAGAUUUUUCUGUUCCACAAAGUAAAAUAUACUUGCUUUUUACCAAAAUGGAUAUAGAAAAUCUGACGAUUUCAGAUGCACAAAUACCACACGUGCUGUUCCCAAAUUACCCUACACGAUUCCAGUAUUUAAAUUUUGCUAAUAAUGCUUUCACAGAUGACCUGUUCCAAAAACCUAUCCAGCUGCCUCAUUUGAAAACUCUUAUUCUAAAUAACAAUAAAUUGGAGACCCUUGUAUUAGUGAGCCACUUUGCCAACAACACAUCCCUGGAAGGCUUAGAUCUGAGCCACAAUCUGCUACUGCAUGAAGAAGAUGAAGAUUGCUUGUGGCCGGAAACUUUGAUUACCAUGAACCUAUCGUCGAACAAACUUGCAGAUUCUGUUUUCAGGUGCUUGCCCAGAAGUAUUCAAAUACUCGACCUGAGUAAUAAUAAAAUUCAAGCUGUCCCUAAAGAGAUGGCUCACCUGAAGUCUUUGCAAGAGCUCAAACUUUCACUGAACUUUCUAACCGAUCUCCCUGGAUGUGGUCAUUUCAGAGGACUCUCCGUUUUGCAUGUUGACAUGAACUCGGUGCUCAGUCCCUCUCUGGAUUUUUUCCGUAGCUGCCAGGCGGUGAAAACUCUGAAGGCAGGAAGAAAUCCAUUCCACUGUACCUGUGAAUUAAGAGACUUCAUUCGCCAAGGAAAAGACUCAGAGAGCAUCCUGGUUGAAUGGCCAGAUUCUUACAUCUGUGAAUACCCUUUGGGCCUGAAGGGGACUCGACUGAAAGAUGCUCACCUCCCGGAAUUACUUUGUAACACGGCACUGCUGAUGGUCACCAUUGCAACUGUUGUGCUAGUUGUGGGCUUAGCUGUGACUCUCUGCUGCCUCCGCUUUGAUAUGCCGGGGUACUUUAGAAUGUUGUAUCAGUGGACACGGAUAUAUCACAGGGUUAGAAGGAUAAGGCAACAGCAGACAAGAAAUGUCCAAUUCCAUGUGUUUAUUUCAUACAGUGAACAUGAUUCUGCCUGGGUGAAAUAUGAAUUAAUCCCCAAACUAGAGAAAGAAGAUGGUUCUGUCUUGAUUUGUCUUCAGGAGGGAGACUUUGACCCUGACCAGAGAAUUCCUGACACCAUCAUAAAUUGUAUUGAGAACAGCGAUAAAUCCAUCUUUGUUUUGUCUAGCAGCUUCAUUCAGAGUGUAUGGGGCCAUUAUGAGCUCUGUUUCGCCCGUCACAAUCUCCUCCGUGAAAGUUCUGAUUGUGUACUGCUUAUCCUCCUGGAACCCAUUCCACGCUACUGCAUUCCCGCCAAGUACCCUCUGCUGAAAGCUCUCCUGGGAAAGAAGGCAUGCUUGGAAUGGCCCAGGGACCGGCAUAAAUGUCGGCUCUUUUGGGCAAAUCUCAGAGCUGCUAUUAAUGUUAAUUGGUUAGAAACCAGAGAGACAUAUGAAUUACAGACAUUUGCAGAGCUGAGUGAAGGGUCUCAAGGAUCUUUGAACUCGCUGAUAAGAAUGGAGUGCCUAGAAGGCCGCUCCCUUACCGAAGGAAGUUUGGGUCUGCAUUCACUGUGA